CCUUUAGGUUUGCAAAAUUACGAUAGGUAUCAGCACUCUGCUCUGCAUUCGUUUCAUUGCGAAGAGGUUUACGAUGGAAUAAGGAAUGCCUGCAGUUAGUUUUUAUCGAUCGACGUCUUUGUUGUUAGAAUUUCUAGUACAUAUAAUACUGUUGCACUUUUAGCAAACAGAAUACAACCAGCAUGCUGAUUACUUUCCCGUUGAUGGCAGGGAUGAGAUUAUACAAUGUAAAAGCUGCAUGCGUUAAAGGAUUUGAGACGGGCUCUGGGCAGAUUAACGUGAACAAGAGCGGGCGCCACUUUGGAAUUGGGUUUGUAGGUGUCGCUGUUGUCCACAGUUAAGAUCAAAUUCAACUGCCUGGCGAUCAUGUGAUGUUCGGGGAGGUAGUGCCUCAAGGCCACUUUCAAAUACCAUUGGCUCAGUAGUCAUGUGGCUGUACAGAGGCUUCCACAAUUACACAGGGAAUGUUUUGUUAGAGAUGUCAGCUUACAAAGGACAUCCUCUGCUUUCUUCAAAUUGCUCUCCAAAAUGUCCUGUCCCAAUAGCUCUCCCGCUACCAACUCGUUUUUAGUAGAUUCCCUGAUCAGUGCUUGCAGGGGUGACAGCUUCUAUUCAAACAGCUCCCUGUACACGCCGUCGAGUAUGGACAUGGGAACUUACGGAAUGCAGACCUGUGGACUGUUCCCGACCAUGACUAAACGAGGAGAGAUCACCCAUCAAAAUAUGAGCAUGAGCGUUCAUCCGUAUUUAUCUCAGGUAGAUGGUUGGUCUGACCAUUCCAGACCAUGUCGAAUUGAGCAACCUGUUACUCCACAGAUGCCCACGUGUUCUUUUCCUACUAGCAUAAAGGAAGAAAGCACUUGCUGCAUGUAUAAUUCUGAUAAGCGGGUCAAAGUAAACCCCACCACAAUUCCCACCUAUUCCAGGCUGGUAUCCGAAGGCUGUUCUAUUGAGAACCCUGAGAUUCCCAUCCCGGGAUAUUUCAGACUCUGCCAGGCUUACCCACUAGAGAAAGGUCUGGACUAUAAUCACAGCGGAGAGCUCAGUUCCAAUGUAAUGCCGCAUUCAAACCCUGGGUUUAUCAGUAAACUCCAGGUGUCCGACCCAUCUCCAGCGGAAACGAAAGUAAACGCGAAACCAAACGCCCAGGAAUCCAUAAAGGGGAUAUAUGUGGAAAGUCCAGAGCCAAAGCCGAGUUUACUGGAGGCCAGUGCAACCGCCAAAGACGGCGCGUCUGGCUCGGAACUGACGGACAAAGAGGCGGAAGAAGAGACCAAAACUCCGAUAAGCAACUGGCUAACAGCACAUAGUGGAAGGAAAAAGAGAUGCCCUUAUACAAAACAUCAAACUCUGGAAUUAGAGAAAGAAUUUUUAUUUAAUAUGUAUCUGACUCGUGAGCGCCGUCUAGAGAUAAGUAAGGGCGUGAAUCUGACCGACAGACAAGUGAAGAUCUGGUUUCAAAAUCGCAGAAUGAAGCUGAAGAAAAUGAGCAGAGAAAACCGAAUUCGAGGACUGACUACUAACAUGCCCUUCUCGUGAGCGUGAAAUACGGAUUCGAUAAUGUAGUGUCUUACUGGGGAUUGUGGAAUAGGGUUUGUGUAUCCUCUCUGGGAUAUUAUGGUUAAUUCCGAUUUCAGUGUUUUAGCGUUAAGGUUGUCUGAAAGUACAAUAGCACGUUUACCUUAGCAAGAAUAUUUCCAUUUAAGAAUGUUCUAUUGAAUAUAAGGCCAAUCAUUUUACUUUGCUUAGCAGGACAAGUUUAAGUUGUUAACACGAAACGGUUUUCGUGCAAUUUGAGUAACGGUUACCGUUUUUCACAACAUUAUUUGAAUCACAGUGACACUUAAACCAUGGUCCCAUAAAUACAAUAUUUAGGUCUGUAGACGAAAUUAUUUUGGCCAUUUUCUAAAGAGUGCGGUGGAGUGGUAAUGCACAUUUCUUUUAUUUAUAUGCAUGACUGUUGCACGAUUUAUAAAUUUAGGACAUAUAUAUAUAUAUAUUUAGGAUAUAUUUAGGGCAUAUAUAUAUCCUGAAUUAUAUUUCAACAUCUUCAACUCUUUUACAAGAAGGGUAGUCUUCACUAAUAUCCACCAAGUUACUCGGGGGCAAAAUGUGAUCAAAAUGUUUUAACUACGACAAAUACUGAUCUAGUUGAAUAAAUUAAAUGUAAUCAUGCGAUUCUGAAAUAAAUUCUCUCUAAUUACCUAAAAUAUCAUAAAGGAAUGCGCAUUUGUGAGUAUCAAGUGGCCAACAUUAUAUCCAAGGGUAGUUUCCUCUAUUUAAAUUAAAGGAAAGAGCAGAAUUAUCCCGAAGAGUGAACGUGGUUUGAUUACGGGCGCAUAAUUUGUCAAUUUGCGGAUUAAUUCAUUCAAAUAUUGUUUUUACUUUUCUCCCGAGGCAUAAAUGAAUUUGAAUAAAUAAGGAAUUCAUAAUAUUUAUUGGUAUAAAUCAUCUCCCAGAAUAGAAAUUGGUAAAUAUCAAUGUUUGUGUUAUGCAGUACAAAAAAGCCAUUUGUCACAGAAAUAUGUACAUAUUGUAAUAAUAAUCUGUUUUAUUAACGAAGAAAAAGUUCACGGUUAAGCAUUGUUUAUUUGAGUUUAACCACGGUAUGAAAACCAUAUUUCAAUAAGUCCUUGGAUAACCAAGACGAGAUAUUCCGACGGUUUCAAUGUAAAUGACAAUUCCGCUGCUCACGUGCUAAUAUCCCGUCAGAAAUAAAGUGAGUAUAUUUGGUGGCA
Messenger RNA from Amblyraja radiata (thorny skate), 2738 nucleotides. It is a transcript of the gene hoxd10a, whose product is annotated as homeobox D10a. Gene Ontology annotation, biological process: regulation of transcription by RNA polymerase II. Gene Ontology annotation, molecular function: DNA-binding transcription factor activity, RNA polymerase II-specific; RNA polymerase II cis-regulatory region sequence-specific DNA binding. The transcript is spliced from 2 exons. Bases 529 to 1539 code for a protein of 336 amino acids. The record is from RefSeq and is a predicted model, not a curated record. Gene Ontology annotation, cellular component: nucleus. Lineage: Eukaryota; Metazoa; Chordata; Chondrichthyes; Rajiformes; Rajidae.